Mytilinidion resinicola is the source of this 1692-nucleotide messenger RNA. RefSeq names its product acetyl-CoA synthetase-like protein. Lineage: Eukaryota; Fungi; Ascomycota; Dothideomycetes; Mytilinidiales; Mytilinidiaceae. The transcript is spliced from 3 exons. Bases 1 to 1692 code for a protein of 563 amino acids. The record is from RefSeq and is a predicted model, not a curated record.
AUGGCUGAGAAAUUGAGCCCCUGGCCAUCCGCCCGUCACAGUCUUGUCGUUCAUCAUGUCGAUCGAAUUGCCAAAGACCACCCCGACACUCCGUACGCCGAGUAUUCGCGCUCGCCCACAACAUUUGCUGAGGGCUUUCGCACCGUAACAUACCGCGAACUUGGGAGCGCAGUCAACGGCUUCGCCUGGUGGAUAGAGGACCGUCUAGGCAAAGGCGAAGCCUUCCCUACAUUGGUCUAUCUUGGUCCCCACGAUCUGCGCUUCAUCAUUUUCCUUCUGGGGGCGGUCAAGGCGGGCUAUAAAAUGCUCUUCCCGGCACCACGUUACAGUGCAGAGGCUAUCUCGGCCCUGAUAGUCCAGCUCGAGGGCAAAAUCAUGCUCACACCAGCUAGCCAUCCGCCGAUCACAAAUAUGAUUCUUGCCAAACACGAAAUGGAAGUCUACCAAGUCCCAGAGCUGGAUGAGCUCCUGGACCAGGUCCAUCCGCAUUACCCCUACGACAAGACAUUUGAAGAAGCACGCGCCGAGCCGCUCGUGGCUGUGCAUACCUCAGGCACAACUGGAUUUCCCAAAUCGGUCAUUUGGACCCAUGAGUGGGCUGAUAGCUUUGGCGCAGAACGCUAUCUAGAGCCGCCAGCCAACUUUGUAUCCAUGGACGGAUACAUUCUGGGAACACGUGUGUUCAGUCUUAUGCCUGCCUUCCAUGCGUCACAUUUGUUCGCCAGCAUCUUCUUCUCCAUUUAUCGGGGUUCGGUGCUACUCUACCCCCUGUCCGGCAUGCCACCCUCUGCGGCAAUGGUUGCGGAUGCACUACGUUACACAAAGGCGGACGUUGUCGCACUACCUCCCCCUUUCUUGGAAGAGAUGGCCGCCAAUCCAGAGACGCUCCAGCGUAUCUCUGACCAAGUCGAGACUGUCAUGUGGGCCGGUGGCGAUGUGUCUGUUGCUGCCGGAGACGCCGUCAGCGCCAGGAUGAAGCUCUUCACUGCCUGCGGUUCCACCGAGUGCGGACUGUGGCCCAUACUCGGGCCCGCCGUUUGGAAUGCGGAUCAAUGGCACUACAUGAGAUUCCAUCCAGCGAUGAACAUGCGCCUUGAUCUUUCUUCGGAGGCCGAAGGCAUCUACGAGGCCAUCAUCCAGCGCAACGACAGUACCAACGACUCCUACGUGCAACCCAUCUUCAAGCUCUUCCCCGAACUCGAGGAGUACCGAACAGGUGAUCUUUUCCUUCGCCACUCUUCGGAGCUGGGUCUUUGGCGGUACUACGGCCGGGCCGAUGAUCUGCAAACAUUCUCGUCUGGGGAGAAGUUCCAUCCCAUGGCUCUGGAGCAGCGCUUGACUCAGUACCCGGAUGUGCACGAGGCUAUGCUGGUAGGGACAGGGUUCCCACGAGCUGCGUUACUCCUUCGUCUGAAAGAAAGCGGCGCAAGUGAUGGUCUUGAGAGCGUUUGGCCGCUCAUCGAAGAGUCGAACAAGACGUGUCCGACAUAUGCCAGGGUCUCGAGGCAGCUGGUGUAUUUGGUCGACCCGGACAAGCCAUUUCCAAGGACUGUCAAGGGGACCGUGCAACGAAAGGUCACUGUCGAGCUGUAUCUGGGAGAGCUGCAGCGAUUGUUCAAACAGGCAACUGUUGAGGAAUCGCCCGCACCGCUCUCGGCAUUCACAUUGCUUACAGACAACGCCAAUUGGUGA